This is a messenger RNA of Hippopotamus amphibius kiboko, 1011 nucleotides long. Its product is annotated as olfactory receptor 7C2-like. Gene Ontology annotation, molecular function: olfactory receptor activity; G protein-coupled receptor activity. NCBI's taxonomy places the organism in Eukaryota, Metazoa, Chordata, Mammalia, Artiodactyla, Hippopotamidae. The transcript has a single exon. Gene Ontology annotation, biological process: G protein-coupled receptor signaling pathway. The record is from RefSeq and is a predicted model, not a curated record. Bases 58 to 1011 code for a protein of 317 amino acids. Gene Ontology annotation, cellular component: membrane.
AUUUGGAGUGAAUUCCAUGUUGCUUUUUACUUCAUUCUGGACAAACCCAUCAGCCACAUGGAAAUAAGAAAUGAAACAAGAAACUUUCUCCUCCUGGGAUUCACAAAGGAGCCGGACCUGCAGCCUCUCAUCUUUGGGCUGUUUCUAUCCAUGUACCUGGUCACAUUCACUGGGAACCUGCUUAUUAUCCUGGUCAUUGUCUCAGACACCCACCUCCACAUCCCCAUGUACUUCUUCCUCUCCAACCUGUCCUUUGCUGACAUCUGUUUGACCUCCACCACCAUCCCAAAGAUGCUGUGGAACCUCCUUACAGAGAGCAAAGUUAUCACCUAUGCAGGCUGCCUCAGCCAGAUAUUUUUUUUCUUUGUGUUUGCAUGCAUGGACAAUUUAAUCCUGACUGUGAUGGCCUAUGACCGCUUUGUGGCCAUCUGUCACCCCCUGCACUACAUGGUCAUCAUGAACCCCCAGCUCUGUGUGCUGCUAGCUCUGGGGUCCUGGUGUCUCAGUGUUAUGGGCUCCCUACUUGAGACCUUGACUGUUCUGAGGCUGUCCUUCUGCAUGAACAUGAAUAUCCCACACUUUUUUUGUGAUCUUCCUGAAGUCCUGAAGCUUUCCUGUUCGAACACCCUCAUCAAUAACAUAGUGGUGUAUUUUGUGGCUAUUGUUCUAGCUGUUUUCCCUCUCUCUGGGAUUCUCUUUUCUUAUUCUCAGAUUUUCUCCUCCAUCCUGAGAAUUUCAUCAGCCAGGGCCAGGUACAAAGCCUUUUCCACCUGUGGGUCUCACCUCUCAGUGGUUUCCUUAUUCUACGGCACAACCCUUGGUGUCUAUCUCAGUUCUGCAGCUACAUCUUCUUCUAGGACAAGUCUGGUGGCCUCGGUGAUGUACACCAUGGUCACCCCCAUGCUGAACCCCUUCAUCUACAGUCUGAGGAACAGGGACAUAAAGGGGGCCUUGGGGAGACUCGUCAGCAGGGCAUUUCUCAGUGAUGGGGCUGUUGCAAGACUCUCAUAG